AACGCGCGCUGUCCCGGGACGCCGACGUCAGCAGGAGGCUGGGCCGUGCCCGCGCCCGCGCUGUCCCGGGACUUGGUUGCAGCUGCAGUGAUGGAGCUGCGGGGCGAGUUGCUGAAGUCUAUCUGGUACGCGUUCACGGCGCUGGACGUGGAGAAGAGCGGCAAAGUGUCCAAAUCCCAGCUGAAGGUCUUGUCUCAUAAUCUGUGUACAGUGUUACAUAUCCCACAUGACCCAGUAGCACUUGAAGAACAUUUCAGAGAUGACGAUGAUGGGCCUGUCUCCAGCCAGGGCUAUAUGCCUUAUCUCAAUAAAUACAUCCUUGAUAAGGUUGUGGAAGGUGUAUUUGUCAAAGAAAACUUUGAUGAACUCUGCUGGACUUUAACGGCAAAGAAGAACUACAAGCAUGACAAGAACGGAAACUGUACAAUUUCAGAUCGGGAUGCCUUCCGGCUAUGGUGCCUCUUCAACUUCCUGUCCGAGGACAAAUAUCCAUUGAUGAUGGUUCCUGAUGAGGUGGAAUAUCUGCUGAAGAAGAUCUGUACAGAAAUGAGCAUGGAAUGGAACGCGGGCGAGUUGGAUGAAUUCUUAUCUCAGGAGGCCUUCCAGAACGGAAUCACAGUCUGGGUGUUUCUGGAAUGGGUGAACUCUGGCAGAUUUACCAGGGGAAUAGAAAGAGAAACACUCACUAUGGCUGUGGAGGAAGUCUAUCAAGAAAUUAUUGAAGAUGUGCUUAAACAGGGUUACUUGUGGAAGAAGGGGCAAUUGAGGCGAAAUUGGACAGAGCGGUGGUUCAUUCUCAAACCGAACGUCCUGUCCUACUAUGUGAGUGAAGAUCGGAAGGAAAGGAAAGGCAUUAUCCCUUUGGAUAGGAACUGCUGUGUCGAGGUUCUAUCAGAACGAGAUGGCAAAAGAUGCAUGUUCUGUGUAAAGACCCCAUCAAGGACUUUUGAGAUGUGUGCAUCAGACACAAAACAGCGACAGGAAUGGACAACAGCCAUUCAGACAGCAAUACGGUUACAGGCCGAGGGAAAGAAAUCAUUACACAAGGACUUAAAACAGAAAAGACGUGAUCAACGAGAGCUUCGGGAGAAACGACGAGCAGCAAAAGAGGAAGAACUUCAGAGACUCAAACAGCUUCAGGAGGAAAAGGAGAGAAAAUUGCAAGAACUUGAAUUACUUAAGGAGGCUCAGAGACAGGCGGAAACACUGUUAAAGGAAGAGAAUCAGCGAAGAAAACAACAGCACGAAGAAAUGCAAAGGGCGUUAGAGAUACAGCUUCGACAAGCUGAACAGGCUCGAGCCAGCAUGCAAGUUGAGAUGGAAUUAAAGGAGGCAGAGGCAGACCGUCAGAAAAAGCGGAUUCAAGAACUGGAGGCCAUGCAGAAAAGUUUAGAGGAAGCUCUUUUUGCUGAAGUAUCUGCUCGGCAGGAAGAGGAAUCGAAGAGAUAUGCACAGACCAACUUGCUGACUGAGGAGGAAGAGAAGAUGAAAGAACUCAUGCAGCUGAAGGAAGAGCAGGAAGAGCUAAUUAUAAAAACCGAGAGAGAAAAGCAAGAGUUAAAGCAAGAGAUGGAAAAUAAAACAAAGAUUUUGGAGGAGGCUCAGAAACAACUGGAGGAAGUGCGGGUCAACAGGCAGCGAGCAGACCAGGAUGUGGCGGCUGCACAACGAAAAUUACAUCAAGCAAGCUCACACGUAAAGCACUGGAAUGUGCAGAUGAACAGACUAAUGCAUCCGAUUGCACCAGGAGAGAAACGUCCAGUAGCAGGAUCUUCCAGUACAUCAAGUUUUCGAGGAUCAGGAGGGCAUAGGUUGGAGGUGUAAAAUUAUCUGGAAAGCCUGAAGAGAGGGGUUAUGCAACUGCUGGAGUGAGUGGAAGAGAACUUCCAUUAAUCGUUGUCAACUGUCCUUCAAACACACUCAUAAUGGAGGACAUGCUUUAAAUGGACAGUUGAAAUGAAACUCAGUGGAAAUAAGAAACCUGUUUCAAGAUUCACAAUUGAGGACCGGAACAUAUUCCACAUUGAAAACUGUAUGGAACUUGUAUGAGCACCAGGUGUUUCAGAAUAGUUUUCCAAUGUUUCAGAGUGGAUUGCAUCAUCAGGCAUAAUAGUUUAUAAGCGUGAAAGACACAUGACAAGAAGGGAGUCGUCAUUAUCUUGAGCUUCUUCCAAAUAAGUUCCUUCAAGCAAAAUAAUCUCAGAUUCCCUUAAAUGAUCAACAAUUGUUUGCAUUGCCUAAUGUUUCCUUCCUUCGAGAAAGAACAAAGACUACAAAAUAAGAUUGGAGCAUUAUUGUAUUUACAUUCUUGCUUACCACAUGAUAGUUUGGAUUUUUUAAGAAUGUUGAAUAUCAAAAACGUGUGUGAACAAUGGUUGGCUUGUUUUGAAUGAAACUUGUUUUACUCUCCAGAAAAGGCUUUAAAAUAAUUCAGACAACAAAAAGUUUGCCUUUCAAUUCAAGGUACUUUAUUGUCCAAUUUGUUCAUAUAUUUUAAUAGAGAGGCACUCCUUAUUAAAUAAAUAAGUUUUCAAUUGAUGAUCCUUCUAAUAAAAUAGUCCACAGACCUUUGUAUUUACACACCCCUACCACUAAUGGUCUGAUUUUGAUUAGAAAAAUCUAAAACAGUACUUGCCCAAACUUGUCAGUGUGUGUCAUUCCAAAGCCAGAAUUGAGCAAGCAAACUCAUUCUUAUUCAAACUGUUCAGAUCCAUUGCAAACUAGUUCAAAGCUCUGGAUCAUAGAAUUGCAUCCGAAUGGUGUUAUAAACGUGAAUGUGAAGAAUGUACAUAUCGAAUGUUUCGUCAAUAACAUUAUACCAUUGUCAGAUUUUGUACAGGAAUGCAAGUGUAGGUUGGAGGAUAUAAAAGUAUUUUCGGCAUUGGCAGCUUUAUUCCUGCAAUGUGCUUUUAAAUGUACAUGACCUUUUAUUUUAGGUUACAGUAAAAUAUAUUUCAAAUCAUAUCAUCGCUUUUAUUUUUAUGCUUAAAUCUGUAAAGUGUACAUGCAGUCAUCUUUAAUAAAUACUCGUAAAAUGCA
Molecule: messenger RNA, 3039 nt
Organism: Leucoraja erinaceus (little skate)
Lineage: Eukaryota; Metazoa; Chordata; Chondrichthyes; Rajiformes; Rajidae
Gene: def6a
Product: DEF6 guanine nucleotide exchange factor a
Exons: 12
Coding region: 91-1824 (577 amino acids)
Cellular component (GO): cytoplasm; nucleus
Source: RefSeq, a predicted model, not a curated record